GAACCAUGCUGCAGUUCACAGAGUAGGUACAGAGUAGGAACAGUCAGACACAUACACUCACACAGACAGACGGUGAACAUGGGCCAGUUACUCAGCUGGAUCCGAGCUCCUCGGGACAAUCAAGCCUUACAGGAUGUGGCCGUGGAACAACAGCCUGCUUUUGACUGCUGUCAAUGCUUUAAGAAAGCACCCAAAGGUUACCAAGAGUUACCGAGUGAGUCGUUCCCACCCGAGUUGUUCCACCCCAGUUCGCAGCCUAGACAGUAUUCUCCCACUUCAGUGGCACAGGUGGCUGUGAAUCCAGCACAAUUUGAGAGUGCAUCUGCCUCCUCCACCAUGGCUACAAAGCCAGGGGCGGUGUCUGUGACAAUGGGUGGUGCCACAGCAAGUGGUGCCACAGCGGGAGGAAGUCCUACUACAGCAGGGACAACACAAAGAGGAACGACCAAAGUGGCGAUGCCAGAGACGGCAUUCGUCUCUCCAGCAGGUGCUACUAUUAUUGACAUACCAACACCUGGGACCAAUGGCAGCCCUAAAGACACCCCAAAGCCAGCACCCAUGCACCUGGCCAAAGCUACACCUCUUACCACGGGAGGUGGCAAUAUUGUAGUGGAGGCGACAACGCCAUGGAAAGCUGAAGUACCAAAGCUGCAAGAGUCUCCGGAACAGACAGCCAAGAGUGUGCCCACCACAUCAAGCAAAGUUGACAUGGCUAAAAAGGAUCCUGCUAAGUUGGUUACGGCUGUUGCUGCACCAGCUGCCGCGGCUGGAGAUGCCUCUCUGAAGGGGCCACAGACUAAGGUACAAGUAGUUCCCCCAGGAGCUAAGGCAGCCAAAGAGCCAGCACCCAUGCACCCAGCCAAAGCUACACCUCUUACCACGGGAGGAGGCAAUAUUGUAGGGGAGGCGACAACGCCAUGGAAAGCUGAAGUACCAAAGCUUCAAGAGUCUCUGGAACAGACAGCCAAGUUUGUUACGGCUGUUGCUGCGCCAGCUGCCGCCGCUGGAGAUGCCUCUCUGAAGGAGCCACAGACUAAGGUACAGGUGGAAGUAGUUCCCCCAGGAGCUAAGGCAGCCAAAGAGCCAGCACCCAUGCACCCAGCCAAAGCUACACCUCUUACCACAGGAGGAGGCAAUAUUGUAGGGGAGGCGACAACGCCAUGGAAAGCUGAAGUACCAAAGCUUCAAGUAUCUCCGGAACAGACAGCCAAGAGUGUGCCCACCACAUCAAGCAAAGUUGACAUGGCUAAAAAGGAUCCUGCUAAGUUGGUUACGGCUGUUGCUGCACCAGCUGCCGCGGCUGGAGAUGCCUCUCUGAAGGGGCCACAGACUAAGGUACAGGUGGAAAUAGUUCCCCCAGGAGCUAAGGCAGCCAAAAAGGAGCUUGCUGUGGACCCGUUCGAUGCCCUGGCUGAUUCCUUACCCUCAUCAGAGUCUUUCGCCCCUGCAGCCCAUGUAUACACCGGGCCAGAGGUGAUAGAGCAUGGAUUAUCCUCAAAGAAGGCAGUGAUCUGUGGGGGGAACGACUGCCCACUGCCCCCAGGAUACCGAUUUGAAGACAUGGCCCCAGUUGCAGAUGUCAAGCCAAAAGAUGCCCCGAAACCCAUGAGCACAGAUGAGGCUCUGGACUCCCUGUCCUUUGGGUUCACAACCUCUAUGCCUCCCAUCCCUCAGAAACAGGAGAAGAAAGUGGAAGACUUGGCUGCCAUUGAUGCCUUGUCUGCUGGCUUCUCAAACUUUGCUCCACCUCCACCGGCUCCCAUCAAGAAAGCUGAACAGUUUAAGUCUGCACCUGUGACCAAGUCUCCUGCUCCCCCCGUUGACAAGAAAUCUAAGGUGGAAAAGUUUGCUGAUGACUUCUCUCUGAUGUCAGGAUUGGACUCCCCACUGGCCACCAAGCCCAAGACAGAUGAGAGUGUGCCCACCACAUCAAGCAAAGUUGACAUGGCUAAAAAGGAUCCUGCUAAGUUGGUUACGGCUGUUGCUGCACCAGCUGCCGCGGCUGGAGAGGCCUCUCUGAAGGGGCCACAGACUAAGAAAGUUGAGGAUUUGGCUGCCGUUGAUGCCUUGUCUGCUGGCUUUUCCAACUUUACUCCACUUCCACCCGCUCCCAUCAAGAAAGCUGAAGAGUUUAAGUCUGCACCUGUGACCAAGUGUCCUGCUCCCCUUGUUGACAAGAAAGCUAAUGUGGAAAAGAAACCCAUGAGCACAGAUGAGGCUCUGGACUCCCUGUCCUUUGGGUUCACAACCUCUAUGCAUCCCAUCCCUCAGAAACAGGAGAAGAAAGUGGAAGACUUGGCUGCCAUUGAUGCCUUGUCUGCUGGCUUCUCAAACUUUGCUCCACCUCCACCCGCUCCCAUCAAGAAAGCUGAAGAGUUUAAGUCUGCACCUGUGACCAAGUCUCCUGCUCCCCCCAUUGACAAGAAAUCUAAGGUGGAAAAGUUUGCUGAUGACUCCUCUCUGAUGUCAGGAUUGGACUCCCCACUGGACACCAAGCCCAAGACAGAUGGGGUACAGGUGGAAGUAGUUCCCCCAGGAGCUAAGGCAGCCAAAGAGCCAGCACCCAUGCACCCAGCCAAAGCUACACCUCUUACCACGGGAGGAGGCAAUAUUGUAGGGGAGGUUACAACGCCAUGGAAAGCUGAAGUACCAAAGCUUCAAGUAUCUCCGGAACAGACAGCCAAGAGUGUGCCCACCACAUCAAGCAAAGUUGACAUGGCUAAAAAGGAUCCUGCUAAGUUGGUUACGGCUGUUGCUGCACCAGCUGCCGCGGCUGGAGAUGCCUCUCUGAAGGGGCCACAGACUAAGGUACAGGUGGAAGUAGUUCCCCCAGGAGCUAAGGCAGCCAAAAAGGAGCUUGCUGUGGACCCGUUCGAUGCCCUGGCUGAUUCCUUACCCUCAUCAGAGUCUUUCGCCCCUGCAGCCCAUGUAUACACCGGGCCAGAGGUGAUAGAGCAUGGAUUAUCCUCAAAGAAGGGAGUGAUCUGUGGGGGGAACGACUGCCCACUGCCCCCAGGAUACCGAUUUGAAGACAUGUCCCCAGUUGCAGAUGUCAAGCCAAAAGAUGUCCCGAAACCCAUGAGCACAGAUGAGGCUCUGGACUCCCUGUCCUUUGGGUUCACAACCUCUAUGCCUCCCAUCCCUCAGAAACAGGAGAAGAAAGUGGAAGACUUGGCUGCCAUUGAUGCCUUGUCUGCUGGCUUCUCAAACUUUGCUCCACCUCCACCCGCUCCCAUCAAGAAAGCUGAAGAGUUUAAGUCUGCACCUGUGACCAAGUCUCCUGCUCCCCCCAUUGACAAGAAAGCUAAGGUGGAAAAGUUUGCUGAUGACUUCUCUCUGAUGUCAGGAUUGGACUCCCCCCUGGCUACCAAGCCCAAGACAGAUGAGAGUGUGCCCACCACAUCAAGCAAAGUUGACAUGGCUAAAAAGGAUCCUGCUAAGUUGGUUACGGCUGUUGCUGCACCAGCUGCCGCGGCUGGAGAUGCCUCUCUGAAGGGGCCACAGACUAAGAAAGUUGAGGAUUUGGCUGCCGUUGAUGCCUUGUCUGCUGGCUUUUCCAACUUUACUCCACUUCCACCCGCUCCCAUCAAGAAAGCUGAAGAGUUUAAGUCUGCACCUGUGACCAAGUGUCCUGCUCCCCUUGUUGACAAGAAAUCUAAUGUGGAAAAGAAACCCAUGAGCACAGAUGAGGCUCUGGACUCCCUGUCCUUUGGGUUCACAACCUCUAUGCCUCCCAUCCCUCAGAAACAGGAGAAGAAAGUGGAAGACUUGGCUGCCAUUGAUGCCUUGUCUGCUGGCUUCUCAAACUUUGCUCCACCUCCACCCGCUCCCAUCAAGAAAGCUGAAGAGUUUAAGUCUGCACCUGUGACCAAGUCUCCUGCUCCCCCCGUUGACAAGAAAUCUAAGGUGGAAAAGAAACCCAUGAGCACAGAUGAGGCUCUGGACUCCCUGUCCUUUGGGUUCACAACCUCUAUGCCUCCCAUCCCUCAGAAACAGGAGAAGAAAGUGGAAGACUUGGCUGCCAUUGAUGCCUUGUCUGCUGGCUUCUCAAACUUUGCUCCACCUCCACCCGCUCCCAUCAAGAAAGCUGAAGAGUUUAAGUCUGCACCUGUGACCAAGUCUCCUGCUCCCCCCGUUGACAAGAAAUCUAAGGUGGAAAAGUUUGCUGAUGACUUCUCUCUGAUGUCAGGAUUGGACUCCCCACUGGCCACCAAGCCCAAGACAGAUGAGAGUGUGCCCACCACAUCAAGCAAAGUUGACAUGGCUAAAAAGGAUCCUGCUAAGUUGGUUACGGCUGUUGCUGCACCAGCUGCCGCGGCUGGAGAUGCCUCUCUGAAGGGGCCACAGACUAAGGUACAAGUAGUUCCCCCAGUAGAUAAGGCAGCCAAAGAGCCAGCACCCAUGCACCCAGCCAAAGCUACACCUCUUACCACAGGAGGAGGCAAUAUUGUAGGGGAGGCGACAACGCCAUGGAAAGCUGAAGUACCAAAGCUUCAAGUAUCUCCGGAACAGACAGCCAAGAGUGUGCCCACCACAUCAAGCAAAGUUGACAUGGCUAAAAAGGAUCCUGCUAAGUUGGUUACGGCUGUUGCUGCACCAGCUGCCGCGGCUGGAGAUGCCUCUCUGAAGGGGCCACAGACUAAGAAAGUUGAGGAUUUGGCUGCCGUUGAUGCCUUGUCUGCUGGCUUUUCCAACUUUACUCCACUUCCACCCGCUCCCAUCAAGAAAGCUGAAGAGUUUAAGUCUGCACCUGUGACCAAGUGUCCUGCUCCUCCUGUUGACAAGAAAGCUAAUGUGGAAAAGUUUGCUGAUGACUUCUCUCUGAUGUCAGGAUUGGACUCCCCCCUGACUACCAAGCCCAAGACAGAUGGGGGUGGCUCCAUGUCCCUGGAUGCUCUCAGUGCUCUGGGAGACUCUCUGCCUGCUCCAGAUCCAGCACCUGAACCUCCCAAGAUCAGGCAUGAGGACAUAGUCACGGAGGGCAAACUCACAUCGAAGAAGGGAGUUUUUGUGGGUGAGCGAGAUGACACACUCCCACCAAAGUACAGGUUCACAGAAAACAAAGUCAAAGACCUGCCUCCUCUGAAGCCAGAGCCCUCCAUGGACUCUGGUGAGGCUCUGGAGAUCUUGUCAGGUGACUUCAUGUCUUCCUGUGUGGCUCCAGCUGUCCAUGCUCCUGUCCUCUGCCCCCCAGCUUCUCCCACACAGGCCUCAGAUGACUUUGCCUUGGAUGCCCUGGCAGGGGACUUUGUAGCCCCAGCUGUUGCUCCUGCAGUCAAAUCUGCUGUUGACCGCCAGCUAUCUAGAGGGACAGUAGAUGCUCUGGAUACCUUGUCAGACUCCCUGAUGGACAAGGCUCCUAUCCCAGAGCCUGCUCCUGUCUCAGUCAGAGACAUCGUCAAGGAGAAAAAGGUUGUAGAGGAGAAGCUUACCAAAGUGGGGGAGAGGGAUGACAGCCUUCCAGCUGAGUACCGGCCCACAGAGAAAGACCGAAAGGCAAAUGCAGAGGCCAAAGUCCAGGCUGAUGUUAGACCCAAGCAGCCGUCGAUGGAUGACAGCGAGGCCCUUGACCUCUUGUCUAGAGACUUGUCUUCCUCAACUGGUCCAGCUGCAGCCUCAGUAGCUGUGACAACAGAGCAGAGACAGCCCCGACUGGAGCCCAUGUCUGCCCCUGUCCUGGAUGACCUGGCAGGCACCCUGCUCCCAGACACCCCCGAGUUCAAAUCCAAGGGAGACAAGCCAAAGAGCAAGUCAAGGUCAAAGUCAAAGAAACAAAGGAAGGAGGAUCCGUCAUCCAUAGACCAUCUGUCUGGACAGCUGAGUUCAGACGUAGUGUCAGCAUCCACAAAUAAGGAUGGCAAGAGCUAGACAUCUAUGUUUCUAGCGCACUACGUGUCCCCUGCCACACGGUGGCGCCACUCGAGGGAGCUGCUGUGAAUGAUUCUAUUUUUCUAAAUGGUGGAGAACAUAUACUGGAUUUUUUUUUAAACAUGACCACACACUUACACACAUGCGCAUGUACACACACACACACACCACAGUGUGCAACGCCUUUCCUGCUUGGUUUCGCACAUGACAGAAGAUUGUACUAGGUUUUGGUUUCUUUCAUUUGAGACAAGGAGAGCAAAAUAAAGAGAGGGAACGAGAGCGAGGGAGGGAGUUUGUCCUGACUUAUUUCCCAGGAUUGAACAGAGAACCUGUCCAAUCCUGUAAGGAAAAUUAAAUCUGCGCUUUGCCUUUCAAGACUGACUGUCCAUCCUAGCUAACUGUCUGCAUUGCCCCAACGUUGUAGUGAUGUUGCUGCAACAUUGCUACAGCGUUGGAGGUAAUAGUGAGUGUCAUGUGUUUAGGAACAGUAUAUAGGGGUUAUGUAGGAUUGGGAUGUCUGUCCAAUAUUGAUGUACACAGAAGAGUUGAGUUUUCUCUUAAGUGGACACCCACCAUUAAUACACUAGUGUACAGCAUAGUCUGCUCAAUAUUGAAACGUAUAAAAGGAUUUACAGGAAAUGAUCUGCUUGAUAUGGAUGCAUCUGUGAGCAAUUCUAUAUAUUUACUUUCUGUAAAGCAAUAUAUAUUAAGAAGGGUUUAUAUAUGUGUGAACUUUGCCUUAUAAAAGCAUUUACUGGUUUCAGAAAGUGGACACAGAAGUUAACUUAGGAAGUCACUAUGUCUGUAAACUGUCUUUGUUUGUACACUGUAAAGACUUGCUCUAGAUAUGAGGACACUGUCAUUUACACAGUCUAAAGGGCUAUCACUUCUAGUCAAAAAGUCCAACGCUUUGUGGAUUAUUUCCCCAAGAUGGUAUCACAGAAUUCUACAUAUUUAGGUGCAGGUCUCAAACUUAAAACUUGAGAGAUAUUUUGGAAAUGGGAAUUCUAAUUAAAUAAAUACAAAUAAUAAUUGUAUUGUGUGUAUUCAGCAUUCAUGUGUCUGGAGUAACUCCUUGUGCCACCCUCAACAAUCGAAAACAGAAAAAUACUUUUUGUAGCUAACAUGGGGUAACCUAAAAUUUACAUUGCCAAUAAAUAAAUGAAUGCCUAUAACAAGACAUGAUAGUAUUAUAAUACAUUUGUGUAAGAGGGUCUUUCGGUAUAGGGAACUUACUGUAUAUCUGUGUUGCAGUUAAAGGGAAGAAAGUUAUACUAUUUUAGAAAUAUUUUCACAUGUAAUAUUAGGACCAUCUUUCGCUUGUACAAAGCAGCGCAGGUGUUUUUAAUUUUAUUUUACAAAGCUCCUUCCACCUUGAGUUUUGGAACGUGUGUUCAACCUCGACUCAAGUCUUCUUUUUUUGUCUUUUGUUUGUGCAACGGCCUUCGGGCACUUGAGGAGUAGAAUUUGAGUGUCGUAAAUAAAACAUAAUAAAAAUCGAUGUGGUUUCACCA
Messenger RNA from Oncorhynchus kisutch (coho salmon), 7382 nucleotides. Its product is annotated as proline-rich protein 36. Gene Ontology annotation, cellular component: cytoplasm. NCBI's taxonomy places the organism in Eukaryota, Metazoa, Chordata, Actinopteri, Salmoniformes, Salmonidae. Bases 79 to 5868 code for a protein of 1929 amino acids. The record is from RefSeq and is a predicted model, not a curated record. The transcript has 68 exons. Gene Ontology annotation, molecular function: calcium-dependent cysteine-type endopeptidase inhibitor activity.